Maudiozyma saulgeensis is the source of this 711-nucleotide messenger RNA. Lineage: Eukaryota; Fungi; Ascomycota; Saccharomycetes; Saccharomycetales; Saccharomycetaceae. The record is from the annotation of a GenBank genome assembly.
AUGAAGCUAAACAUCUCCUACCCAGUUAAUGGUACUCAAAAGACCUACGAAAUCGAUGAUGAACACAGAAUCCGUGUCUUCUUCGACAAGAGAAUCGGUCAAGAAGUCGAAGGUGAAUCCGUCGGUGACGAAUUCAAGGGUUACACUUUCAAGAUCUCUGGUGGUAACGAUAAGCAAGGUUUCCCAAUGAAGCAAGGUGUUCUAUUACCAACUAGAAUUAAGUUGCUUCUAACCAAGGGUGUCUCUUGUUACAGACCAAGACGUUCUGGUGAAAGAAAGAGAAAGUCUGUUAGAGGUUCCAUCGUUGGUCCAGAUCUAGCUGUUCUAUCUCUAGUCAUUGUCAAGAAGGGUGAACAAGAACUAGAAGGUAUCACUGACUCCACUGUUCCAAAGAGAUUAGGUCCAAAGAGAGCUAACAAGAUCAGAAAGUUCUUCGGUCUAACCAAGGAAGAUGAUGUCCGUGACUUCGUCAUUAGAAGAGAAGUUACUAAGGGUGAAAAGACCUACACCAAGGCUCCAAAGAUCCAAAGAUUAGUCACUCCACAAAGACUACAAAGAAAGAGAAACCAAAAGGCUCUAAAGAUCAAGAACGCUCAAGCUCAAAGAGAAGCUGCUGCUGAGUACGCUCAACUAUUGGCUAAGAGACUAUCUGAAAAGAAGGCUGAAAAGGCUGAAAUCAGAAAGAGAAGAGCUUCUUCUCUAAAGGCUUAA